Brassica napus (rape) is the source of this 655-nucleotide messenger RNA. RefSeq lists its product as uncharacterized. The transcript is spliced from 3 exons. The record is from RefSeq and is a predicted model, not a curated record. Lineage: Eukaryota; Viridiplantae; Streptophyta; Magnoliopsida; Brassicales; Brassicaceae. Bases 195 to 545 code for a protein of 116 amino acids.
GUUUGAUUCUUCUCUUUUUUCGUGUUCCAUUUUCACGAUUCAGACAAAACUUAAGUUUUUUUUCUCCGCCGGAAAUUUCACCAAGGCGAUCUCUUUUCAUCAUUGUUUUGACUGCUGCCCCCUCUAUCGUUUCCUAAUCUCUUUUUCAAUUCAAUAUUUUAUAUUUUCUGGGUCUGAGAAUCCGACAUCUGGAGAUGGCAACACUUGCAUCGAACAUUGUCUUCAUCGGAAAAGUAGAGAGGAGGAGGAGGUUGAAGAUAGAUUGCAGAAAGAAAGAGAAAGGAAGAGAUCAAAGCAUUUCUCCUUAUAAAGUCAUUGAAAUUACUCCUCCCCCUAAGUCUCUCGGCGUUCGCUGCCUUCCUCACAAUCUUCAGUGCGGAGAGAACGUGAUGAUCGAAGGUCAAACGUACACAAUCUCGGCGGUGACUCAUCGGUAUCAGCUGCGUAAAGGUAAGUACGAGCCUAGUGAAAGACGCCUUGAUGUUCUCUCCGCUGCUAGAUACGUCUUAAACCUUUAUUUCGACAAUCUGCUCCAAAAUUCUUGACCUCCCUUUUUCUUAGAAUUCCUUGUCCCACAACAUUAAUGUAAUAAAGAACCUGUACGAUGAUGAUGGAUACUUGUCAUAAUGAAUGAUAGAAUGUAUUGUUCAUGCUA